This is a messenger RNA of Drosophila albomicans, 1342 nucleotides long. It is a transcript of the gene wuho, whose product is annotated as tRNA (guanine-N(7)-)-methyltransferase non-catalytic subunit wuho. Lineage: Eukaryota; Metazoa; Arthropoda; Insecta; Diptera; Drosophilidae. Bases 90 to 1256 code for a protein of 388 amino acids. Gene Ontology annotation, cellular component: tRNA methyltransferase complex; cytosol; nucleus. The transcript has a single exon. Gene Ontology annotation, biological process: RNA (guanine-N7)-methylation. The record is from RefSeq and is a predicted model, not a curated record. Gene Ontology annotation, molecular function: tRNA (guanine(46)-N7)-methyltransferase activity; protein binding.
GUCCAGCGCUAUGUUCCAGUUGUGUCCAAUACUCUCCACCUUACCGCCUGUUGGUGAUUCACAACAGAGAGAGUGAGAGAGCGCGCAAUAUGACAACAAUCUUCUACUUGGAGCCCGAGCUGGUGCUUGCCCACGGCCGGAAGGUGCUAUUCCUCAAUCCCAACGACUUGCAAAUCUUCAAGGAGAUUGAGCUCCCCACAGACCUGACCACGUGCGGGCUCAAACCCGUGGCGGCCAGUGAAGCAACUGAAGAGCAGCCCGCAACCAAGAGUGAAGUGUCCAUAUUGAACGUAAGCUAUUCACCCGAUCGCCAGUUAAUUGCGCUGACCACAACCGGCCAAAAGGCGCUGCUGCUGUACAAGAGCAGGCCGGAGCAUGCCAAGCUGCUCUCGAUACGACCGCUGGCACGUGCCUCGAGUGCCUUGAGAUUCGCGCCCGAUUCGAGUUCGUUGCUGGUCACGGAUAAAACCGGCGAUUGCUAUCAAUUCGAUUGCAGUGCGGAUGUAGAGGCGCCGCCCAAACUGCUUUUGGGUCAUCUGAGCAUUGUCUACGACAUAUUGUGGACACCGGAUCAACAGCACAUCAUCAGUUGUGAUCGUGAUGACAAAAUUCGCGUGACCAACUAUCCCGCCAGCUAUGACAUACACAGCUAUUGUCUGGGUCACAAGGAAUUCGUUUCGGGUCUGGCGCUCCUCGGCGAACAGCAGCUGCAGCACCUGGUUUCCGUUUCGGGUGACAAGACGCUGCGCAUCUGGAACUAUGCGACGGGGGAGGAGCUGCUGCUCAAGGAAUUGCCAGCGCCAGCAGUGCGACUCCAGCUGCGUGAGCUUGUGCCCGGCCAGCGUUAUGAGGCGGCGGUGCUCUUCUACGAUCACAGCGCUGCCAUUGGACUCUAUGAGCUGCAGCUCAAUGCAGCAGACGCGGCAAAUCCUUCGUGGUCUGUGACACGGGAGCAGUUGAUUGAAGCCGCUGCGGGCAGUUGGCACAUUGGCAACUUUGCGCUGUGUGGACAACGCAUCUAUGUGCUGGGCUCCUUGAAUGACAAUCUCUCGUUGCGUGCCUACAGCAGCCAGGAUGGUGCCGAGGAUGCAACGCUGCCCGAAGGCUGGUUGCAAAUGGUCGACGAACAGUUUGCCGGAGAGGGGCAAUGUGUGCCCGAGGAUCUGUCGGUGUGGUUCAAGAAGCGCUACGACAACGUCAGCGAUUACAUGGAACGCAAGAAGCGACGCAUCGAGGACACCAACAAAGCCAAGUGACCAGCUACUUAUCUAGUUUAUAGACUUGCUUUAUACCUCUUGCUCUUUCAUUCUGAUCUAUGUAAUAAAAACGUUGUUGACAAUAA